GUUCAGAUUUAUUUAAAACCGGUUUCACUUAUCUUUAAAAUCAGUGUAGUUAUGUAAAAAGGGAUUGAUUAAAAUUCAAAGCCCCAUGUACAGCGAUAAGAUAACAAUAUAUGUUUAUAUUCACCCAAACGCAUUCAAUUGUUUGACAGCGUGUUCAGAAUGCAUUAUAACUAAUGCUUCUAGUUACAUAUUUCGGUCAGAUGUCAGAAAAAGUGUGUUUAAUAAACCGAUUGUUGUCGGAGUACCCAUCUAUUACUUAUAAAGAUUAUUAACGUAACCUUAAUUAUAUCUAGCGGUUAAUUCAUUCAAAACAAAACAAUUUAUAAAGUAGAUGGAUUAUCUUUAGACGACAUGCAGUUUAGGAUUUAGAUAAGAAUCGCCGCUCCAGUUUGAAGUUGUUCCAGAGUAGUGUACGCAAAAAUCAGUAACGUGAGAGGAAGCUACAAUUAAGAAAAUGUUAUUUGAAGACGAUAAUGACUAUAAAAUCAUUGAGGUUAAUGGACUGGCCUUUCCAAUACCAUUUUUCAAAACUGAAGAAGAAAUCCUGCAAAGAUUUCUAUAUGUGAAGAAUUUUCCAUACAAAGCUGGUGAUGUGCUGCUCUGCAGUUGUCCGAAGACAGGCACACACUGGCUAACGAAUCUAUUACAUUAUCUUAUGUACGACGGUCAGUUAGACGACAUGUUGUCCUAUCAACCUUAUCUCGUCGAUUUCCAUGAUAUUGAAGAAGAGGUUCAAAGAAAUGGUCGAAGGAUAAUAUCCUCCCAUUUUCCGCCAAAACAUCUCCCAGUCGAACAUUUUGCAAAAGGCGGGAAAACGAUUCUUCUCUUUAGAAAUCCAAAAGACACAGCUGUUUCGAUGUUUCAUAUGUUGAGAAAACAGAAAAUAUAUGUUAACUUCAAGUUAUCAUGGGACACAUAUUUAAAGUAUUGGCUCGAAGGGAAAAUUCCUAUGGGAUCUUACUUUGAAUACUACAACAGCUGGCAGAAGGAACUCAACAAGAGACCUGAUUUGGAUAUACUAAUUGUACAAUAUGAAGAUCUAAAAAGGGACAGUUUACAUGAAUUACGUCGCAUUAAGAAAUACCUUGGCUUGCAUCACUCUGAUGAACGCCUUAAAGCUGUGUUAAACAAGUGCUCCCUUGAGAAUCUAAAGGCAGAUGUUGACAGUGGGGAAGUAAAAACACGUCUAACUGACGAGAAAGGAAUAUCCAUCCUUUUCAGAAAAGGGAUUAUUGGAGACUGGAAGAACCACUUUACAGUUGCACAAAAUCAAGAAUUUGAAGCAAUAGUAAAUGAGAAAUUGAAGAACAGCAUAUUCAACUAUAAGUUAUGGAAUUAAUAUAGAAUGAUAAUGUUACGGUAAAUUUGACACCGGUUUUCAAAAUACAAAAUGAAAAAUGAAAUAAUUGUUCACAGAUAACAGGCAUCCAAAUUUAUUUCAAAUAAUGUAUAACACACUCUUCUGACAUGCUAUGAUAUCCUACUGUCCUGAGGAGUAGACAGAUUGCUUUGAUGCUAUAUAAGUAACAUACACUUAAUGUUAUUUCUAACCGCAGUCAUGUUAUUAGCUCACCUGUCACGUAGUGACAAGGUGAGCUUUUGUGAUCGCCGUUCUUCCGUCGUCCGUCGGCAUACGUCGGCGUCCGCCCGUCCGUCCACAAUUUCUUGCGAACAUGAUAGAGACCACAUUUUGCAAUUGAUUUUAAUCAAAUUUGCACAAAACUUGUAUUGGCAUAACAUAUCAGUUCCUUUCGAAAUCUGGCCCCUGACUGACCCCUGAAAGAGCCAAAAUUUGUUAGUUUUUACCAUGUGAACACGAUAGAAGUGACAUUUUAUAUUUGAUUUCAUCUACACUUAGAUGCAAUUUAAGUCACAAUAAGAUCUCGGUUCCUUACGAAAACUGGCUAGAUUCCAUCAUUGGUUCUAGAGUUACUGCCCCUAAAAGGGGCAUUUUUUUAUUUUGACCCUUUCAGCCAUAUAGAGGUUACAUUUAUGCUUUGAUUUGAUGCAAACGUGCACAGAACGAUAAUCUUGGUGAUCUCUAGGUCAUCUGGUCAAAUCAAACGGAAAGCUUGUUAAUGCUCUUGUUCAUUUGAUGUGCAUAAAACUUGGUCAAAAUGUUUGUCUGCAUGAAAUAUCAGACGAAUUUUUAUCCGUGUCAUGUAGUGUCAUAAACUAAGUCACCAGGUCAAAUCAAAGGAUAAGCUUGUUUACACUCAGGAGGCAACGGGUUUUGGUCAAAUCUUAAUGAAAAUUGGUCAGCAUAUGUAUCUCUAUGAAAUCACUAGGUUAAACAUGUUUACACUAUUAUUGUAUGUUACUCAGGUGAGCGACCUAGGGCCAUCUUGGAUUUUGUUUGUAACACAUAUAUCAAUAUUUAAAAUAAUACAAUAUUUCAACACAGAUCAGGCUUGGUCUUCCGCCAGAAUAUUUAGCAUUUUCAAGAUUCAAAAACAAAGAACAUCUGCUGCUCUUCUUGGUUAAUUGUCAUCCUUGUGACCAUAGAUCUCAUAAUCAUGUGAAACAAACAUGUAUGAUGUUCAGUCAACGUCGUCUCGAUUGAAAAGACAAAACGAAAUCUAAAUGUAUUUUAUACGCUUCAUUUGUGUUUUUGCAACUGACCAUUGUCCUCGUGUGUUUCUUUUUCCGUUUUGUGUGUUUUACAUGUCUGUGUUUGUUGUGUACGUGACAGUGUGCUGAGAGUUGCAGUUUGUUUGGGGAGGCUACGUUUCUUUUAGUAGUUUUGAUUUUGUUUUCUGUUUGAUAUUUAUUUUUGCCUGUUACAAUUUUUGUGGGUAUUUGUAUGUCUAAAAUCCUGAUAUUAAAUAAAGUUUUAAAAAGC
Mercenaria mercenaria is the source of this 2842-nucleotide messenger RNA. RefSeq names its product sulfotransferase 1C2A-like. The record is from RefSeq and is a predicted model, not a curated record. The coding region runs from base 455 to 1339 and encodes 294 amino acids. Gene Ontology annotation, molecular function: sulfotransferase activity. The transcript is spliced from 6 exons. Gene Ontology annotation, biological process: sulfation. Gene Ontology annotation, cellular component: cytoplasm. NCBI's taxonomy places the organism in Eukaryota, Metazoa, Mollusca, Bivalvia, Venerida, Veneridae.